Molecule: messenger RNA, 1510 nt
Organism: Clarias gariepinus (North African catfish)
Lineage: Eukaryota; Metazoa; Chordata; Actinopteri; Siluriformes; Clariidae
Exons: 5
Coding region: 61-927 (288 amino acids)
Source: RefSeq, a predicted model, not a curated record
GAGAAGAAGUGGAGUGAAGACGCUCUCCUGUGCUGAUGGUGGUGUUGUGUCUCCUCAGACAUGCAGUCCUGCAGCGUCCAUCACUGUGUCCUGUUCUUACUCACACUCACACUCAACACUGAUCCUGGAUCAGCUGCUGUCUUUCCUAUUUAUGCGACUCUUCAUCGUCCUGUGACUCUCCCAUGUGAAGCUCAGUGUUCUGGUCGGGCCACAUGGAGUUUGGACAGUAAUAGAGACGACGUCUUCGCUCAGUGUGAUCAGACAUCAUGUACAUCAGUGAAGGAGGGAUAUGAAAUGUCUUAUGAUCAGUUUAAGAAGGGAGAUCUCUCUCUCACCAUCACUAAACCUGAUUACAGUAUGAGGAAGACGUACACGUGUGAGUGUGAUUACUCAGAUGUCAUUACUGUGAACCUCAGAAUCUUCACCGUGUUCUCAGCAGUUCAGGUGAAGACUGGUGAAGAUCUGAAGCUGGAUGUGUCCGUACCAGAGCCAGUGGAGGUGAUUUAUAGAAGCAGAGACUCAGCUGAUGAUGUACAGAUCUGUAACGUGACUCAACGCUCACUACAGUGUAAAUCUGAAUACACACCCAGAACAUCACUCAGUUACCCAGAGCUCACACUGAGACACAUGGAGAGAAGUGAGAGUGGAACUUACAUCAUCAGGAACCUGAACUUUAAAGAAGACAUCCGUGUGUACGCCGUCUCUGUGUCAGCAGAGUACAGUGUGUACAGUGGUGUAAAAUCCUGUCUGCAGCGUAUCGACACCUGGUGCCGCACAAACAAAGAGGAGCAGAACAACUGCAUGCAGCAGGCCAGUGGUAGAGUGGAGAACAUCACACAGGUGCAGAACAUGGUGACAUUUUUGGGGGAGUUAGAGCAGUGCUGUAAAGAUAAAAAGAAUGAACUGAAGAAAUACAUGGGGAUCUGAUAACAGGAUACACACACACACACACACACAUUUAGUCUUAUUCUCUUCAUUACAUUAUAGAAACAUUAACUCUGAUUCUCUUCAUUAUGUUACAUUAUAUAAACAUUGUAAGCAGUUGUGUAAUAGUUUUAUAAUAGUUUACAUAAUAAUCUUUGAUCUUUAUGUUAUUGUGUGUGAGACUAACAGAACUGUAUUGUGUAUGUAAUAACGUGUGUAAGUGUGUGUCUGUGUGUGUAUUGUUUAUUAUUUCUUUGGUAAUUUCUGUGUGUAAUGUGAGGUGAGAAGGGGGCGGAGUCAGACCUCAUCACCCCACCCUUGGUUAGAUCAGACUGGGGGUCGCACUGCAGCAGUCAGGAACACGUGAGGAGCCGUUUGUCCAGGUUCUGAGAAGUGCUGAAGUUCCACAGAGACAAUCAGCUCAUCUGGUUUAGCAGUAAAGGCUGACUCCUCCCCUUAGCAUUUAGCAGCGUAGCAGUAAAGGCUGACUCCUCCCCUCUGGCCAAUAAGUGACGAGUGUUACAUUAGAAGGAAAUCAGUCAGAAUGACUUCUGUAAAUGAUCAGUGUUCUACAAAACCAAUAAAC